GCUCUCGUCGAGUGGCGCUGGGCCAUCAAAACCGCCAGCCACGCCGAGUUCGAGCUCUCCGAGGGCGCCUGCCAGGUCGACCGCCCAGAGGACUGGGAUCAGGGCCCCGGCCAGGUUGCGGUCCGGCCGACAACGCGCGCGGCCGACGAGCCCCCGCUGUCGGUGAAAGCGGCCAGAGACAAGCGCGGACAGCCCGCGGCCACUCUACAGGCCAUCGUCGCGGCAGCAGUUCGUCGUUGGAAUAAGGAACAGCACCCGCGGCUGGAGCUGCGCCAGAUCGGCGGCUACUUUUUGCGAG
Messenger RNA from Prorocentrum cordatum, 298 nucleotides. NCBI's taxonomy places the organism in Eukaryota, Dinophyceae, Prorocentrales, Prorocentraceae. The record is from the annotation of a GenBank genome assembly.